Molecule: messenger RNA, 2571 nt
Organism: Wasmannia auropunctata (little fire ant)
Lineage: Eukaryota; Metazoa; Arthropoda; Insecta; Hymenoptera; Formicidae
Product: methyltransferase-like protein 9
Exons: 4
Coding region: 1-1104 (367 amino acids)
Molecular function (GO): protein-L-histidine N-pros-methyltransferase activity
Source: RefSeq, a predicted model, not a curated record
AUGGCGGGCGCGGACGAUGAGGAGGCCCGGGUCGUCAGGUGCGCCUACGGCUGUCGGGACACCACCUGCAGCGUCACCGGCGAGGAGCGCGGCGACGGGGCCGCCGCCGCCGCCGUCGCCGGGCGCGCCGUGCGGACCUACCGGCCGCACGGCAGCCUCGCCAGGGUGCUCUACGACAAGCGGAAGGCGGACGAGUGGCUGGCGGCGUAUGACAAGCGCAAGUGGUACAAGGUAGACAAAACCAAGAUCAGAGAGGAUCUGCUGGAUUUGUGGGUCCCGCUCGGCACCGGCCCCAACGCCGACCAGCCCGACAAAGCCGCCGAAAUUUUCCUCGUGAGAUCCUCGGAGAGAUCCGACUCGCUGCCCCUGCAGGCCUGGCACUCGUUAGCCAGGUCGGCGUUAUCCUGGUUCAUCAGUCGAACGUCCAUAAACGGACUGCUGGGCCGCGGUUCCAUGCACGUGUUCUCCAGCGAGCAAUUUCAAAAGCUAAUGAACGCGAGCGGCUUCACGGGUCCCUGGCAUUCCUUGGUGGACCUCGGGGCAGGUGAUGGCGCAACCACCGCCCACGUGGCGCAUCUCUUCGAGAAGGUGUACGCCACGGAUAUCUCACCCCCCAUGAGGUGGGCCCUGGCGAAGAGAAAGUUCACAGUACUCGACGUGGAGAGGUGGCACCAGGAAGCCGGCCCUUACAACGUCAUCCUCUGCCUAAACCUCCUCGAUCGUUGCGACCGUCCGAACACGCUGCUGAGGCUACUGAGGACCUCGCUGGCUCCCGGCGGCAGGCUGAUCGUCGCCCUGGUGCUGCCGUUCAGCCCGUACGUCGAGGUCGGCGAGCGGGGUAAUCACAAACCGUCGGAGUACCUGCCGGUGCGAGGGAACGGCCUCGAGAUACAGAUAGCGGGUCUGAUCGACCGGGUCUUCGCCCCGGUGGGUCUGCGAUGCCUCGUCUGGAGCAAACUGCCGUACCUGUGCGAGGGCGAUCUGGGACAGUCGUACUACUUCCUGGACGACGUGAUCUUCGUGCUGGAGGCGCAGCCAGUUAGUACACGUUCCUGCGAGUUCGCCGACGUAAACGACGGUGUUUCGCUGCGGAGGAACUUUUAACUCGCUGGGGAGAGAACUCGCGACGCCGCGAGCGGCCGGGACCGGUGUACAGUGUAUUUACGGGGAAGGUGACGGGAUGCCUAACGGAGGGGGGAGGGGAGGGGGAUGCCUAACUAUAGAGGGAAGGGGAAAAGAAGAGAGACGAGAUGACGUGUCUUUCACACUUGUAAAAACUUUAAUAAUUGCUGUCAUGAGUUAGAAUUAUGCGAGAAUACAGAAGAGCAAUACUGGCAAGCGACGACGAGCUUAAUGUGCAGACACAGCGGUUAGCGUUUUUUGGUGUACGAAUAUCGAUUUAGCGAUCCGAGUUUUAAAAAGGGAACGACGGAUCGCGGAACGGUGCGCAUUUUAUAAUCGUUUAUCAUCUUACUGUCGAAUUCGGUGCGGAAACAUGUACACGGUCUUCUAUGGUAUAGAUAUGGCGCGCGAGAGUAUAACGAGAUCCGGAAACGAAAUCUGUAUCUUGUCCCUUUUCUGCCUUUUUCCCCCCACCCGCACCCUCCCCCCUUCCCCCUUUUCUCUUGAUGUGCUCGAUUCGCUCCGUUCGAGAGCACGUCCCCUUCCAGAAUCAAAUCUCAUCUUGCUAAUUAUCUAAAACUAGUAGAAAUUAACGGACGGUAUACGAAGGAGAGUGUUAAACUAAUGCACACAUCACGCGGCGACACAGUUGCAGCGACUGCAGUGAUAAAAAUCGCAAAAACGAAUUAAUGGAAAACGAAACAUGUUUAGACUCUUAAGGGUAAUACAAUCUAGAACAUACAAACUAUAUAACGACGCUAUUUCGAAUUAACGAAAUGUCAACAACGAACGUAAAGCGAAGAAUUAAAGAGACUGCACUGCAGCGCUGCAAGUUGCUUAAAAAAAAAAAAAAAAAAAAAAAAAAUGAACUAAACGCACAAACUCUCCUCGUUGUAUCUCGAAAAACGAUUGCGCUAAUGUCGUGUUCAAAUCGAUAAGGUAAGAUUUUAUCUCGGACGCGGCUCUCCCAAACGUGUCACACAUUUCGAGAUUCUAUAUUUUUGGUAUAUAUAUUUGAUCGACUCUCUUUUCUCCCGUCUCUCAGACUCUGUUUCCGCGCUCGCUUUUCUCUAUUUGGCAUAUGUUGCAACGACUUAGUCAUGGAUAUGCUUAAAAAUUGCAUUUGAUCACGCGGACCCCGACCGAUCGGAGAAAUUCAAACGACGUUGCGUUUGCAUUUUCUCUUUUUUUUUAAUAAUAAUAAUAAUACGUAAUAUUAUAAGAAAUAAGUCCACCUAGUUAUUGGAAAUACACUUUGGUGUGCAACAAGUUAUCGUCGAAUUAUGAACCAUAUUGCAGCAGCCUUCUUGUCAAUAUAUAUAUAAUAUAUAUUAUAUAUGUAUGUCAACAAAAAUGCAGUCUAUAGAAGCCGGAUCAGCAUUCGUUUAAACAGCUACGAUAUAUCCGUGAAGAGAGAAAAAAAAACAAAUAAACAACUGUCGAGAAUUA